UUUCUCUUUCCUCUAUGGAAAUGUGGCCUUUUUUAGAGCAGCUUGUGCAGCUGUCUGAUUCUCUGGAAGUUCAAACAGUCCGAACUAGUGGCAGUUCCUUAACUUCAGCAUGAACUCCUUGAAGUGAGAAGGAAAUGACCUAGAGGCCUUACAAAUACAUUCGUGCAUUUUUGUUCUGAGUCUGCAAUUGAGGGCAAACGCAGUCUGGAAGCACCACUUCUUAAUGUUACAACAGAAACAACUACCUCAACAAACAGGGAAAGGGGAAGAAGGCUUGCAAUAACAAACACUCUAGUUUUUAAUAGCUUAUAUUUGCAAAGUCUUCUGUAAACAGUCCCGAUUUUUUUUCCCCCUCCAAUAUUAAGAAGAGACACUACAAGUAAACUGAGUUGGCAGACUGGCUCUGUCAAGACAUUUGAAGAUAUUUGAUCUGCUGACAUAAGGAUUUGCUUUUUCAAGGAAAGAGCCUCUGCAAUGCUUUUAUAAUCGCUGUUGAUCGGUGGUUUGCUCCACUUUUCCUGAUACUACUAAUGGGAGAAUUAUAUUAAGGUAUUGCUUCUAAACCUAUUAUUUGCAUUGACAAAAUUAACUUUUGUAGAUGUAACAGCAAGUGACAAUGUUAUGCUCGUGAAGAACUUGUAGGCGAUCACCUCUCUGCUCCAGUUGGCUUUUCUGCGUGCAGAGGGGAUACCACACAAGAGACAGAGCUUUAUUGAGAUACUUGGGCUUGCUUUUUGAGUACAGUUUAUAACUGCAGCAGGGCUGCACUGAACACUGAAAACACAGAGUCAGCAAAUCUGCUGCCAUUCCCACUGCUGAUACAGAUUAUACAGACGCUUGCCUUUCUGAAAUGCCUUUUGUGAAACCUAUGUACACAGUCCUGCAUUGUUACUGUACAUAGAUACUCGAGGAAGGAAUUUGACAAGUGAUUGUUAAUUCAAGAACUCUCUGGACAAGCACUCACUUAUGUAUUGCUGCAGUGCACAAGAAAGCAAAAUGGACUAUAAGCGGCGCUUUUUGCUUGGCGGGUCCAAGCAGAAGGUGCAGCAACACCAGCAGUAUCAAAUGCCCGAGCUGGGCAGGACCCUGAGCGCCCCGCUGGCCUCGGGCACCCCCAGCACCCCCCUGGUGUCCCCGGCUGCUGCGGGCGGCUGCUCCCACCCCGCCUCCCACACCACUCCCAUCGCCGACAUCCAGCAGGGAAUCUCCAAAUACCUGGAUGCACUCAACGUGUUUUGCCGUACGAGCACUUUCCUUACAGACCUUUUCAGCAGCGUGUUUAGGAACUCGCACUACUCUAAGGCAGCUAUGCAACUGAAAGACGUGCAGGAACAUGUCAUGGAAGCGGCGAGCCGACUCACAGCAGCAAUAAAACCAGAAAUAGCAAAAAUGCUGAUGGAACUGAGUGCAGGAGCUGCAAACUUCAAAGAUCAAAAAGAGUUCAGCCUUCAAGACAUUGAGGUACUUGGGCGAUGUUUCUUGACAGUGAUGCAGGUCCACUUCCAAUUCCUGUCACAAGCUUUGCAGAAGGUCCAGCCAGUGGCACACUCCUGCUUUGCUGAAGCUGUAGCUCAGGAGAGGAAGAAUGUUAGUGGGACUGGAGCCUCAAAUAUAAGCCCCACAAAUGAGCUGGAAGAUGCAAUAAGAUCAUGGAGAGGAGCAGCAGAGGCCACAUCUCGACUGCGAGAAAGAGGCUGUGAUGGAUGUUUGGCAGGAAUUGAAGUUCAGCAACUUUUCUGCUCACAGAGUGUGGCCAUCCCUGAACAUCAGCUCAAAGAGCUGAACGUGAAAAUUGACAGUGCUUUGCAGGCUUACAAAGUGGCUCUGGAGAGCUUGGGUCAUUGUGAAUAUGCAAUGAAGGCUGGCUUCCACUUGAACCCAAAAGCAAUUGAAGCAAGUCUUCAGGGCUGUUGCAGUGAAGCUGAAGCCCAGCAAACAGGAAGGAGACAGACUCCACCUCAGCCCAUUCAGUGUGAGCUGCCCACUGUCCCUGUCCAGAUUGGAUCCCAUUUUCUGAAAGGAAUCUCCUUCAAUGAGUCUGCAGCAGAAAACCUGAAGCUGAAAACGCACACAAUGCUGCAGCUGAUCAAGGAGGCCGGAUGCCAUAAUGGACUCACACCCCGGGACGACUCUCCUGUGACUGAAGUGCUGAACCAGGUCUGCCCUUCCACGUGGAGAGGAGCCUGCAAAACUGCUGUGCAGCUCUUGUUUGGCCAGGCUGGACUGGUGGUUGUGGACACUGCACAGAUUGAAAAUAAAGAAGCCUAUGCGCCUCAGAUAAGUUUAGAAGGAUCAAGAAUUGUAGUGCAAGUUCCAUCAACUUGGUGUCUGAAAGAAGAUCCAGCAACAAUGUCUUUGCUACAGAGGAGUCUGGAUCCGGAGAAGACUUUGGGGCUGGUAGAUGUGCUCUAUACUGCUGUGUUUGAUAUACACAGGUGGAAGGAAGGAAGGGAGCAAGCUUUGCCUUGUAUUCAGAUCCAGUUACAGCGUGAGAUCUCAGACUUUGGGAGCCAAGUUGACAUGCCAUCGGGGAAUGGAAGCAAAUCUUCAGGGGGUCUGCAAAAGACAUUUUCAAAACUGACUUCACGGUUUACAAAAAAAACUUCCUGCACCAGUACAAGUAACACAGGAAGUUACUCAAUCCCCAAUACACCUUCCAAAAAUGUCUUCAUAAGUUCCAGCUCAGAGGAGAAAGCUAAAAUGCCCACUAACAUGGACGCACGGCUGCAGAACAUCCUGAACAUUGGGAACUUCCCUCGGACCGCGGAUGCUCUGCAGCCAGUUCAGAGCACCAACAACCAGCUCGUCAAUGGCUUUCUAGUGGAAAGACGGGACAGCUUCUUCAAACCAGAUGAUGGCAAGGAUGACAAAGGUAUGAAUUUACCAACUGACCAAGAAAUGCAGGAUGUUAUAGAUUUCUUGUCUGGUUUUAACAUGGGCAAGUCUCAGCAGACUUCUCCGAUGGUGAAAAGAAGGAACUCUGUUGCAUCCUCUACAGCAACAGAACAAAAGUCGGGAGCAGUUCAACAGCAGCCACAGUCUGUGUCUCACACUCCACUGCAUCCUCCUCAGCAAGGCUUGUCCCAGCAGCAGUCCCAAAAGCAGCAGCAACAAAUGCAGUAUUACCAACACUUGCUUCAACCUAUUGGACCACAGCAACGUGUACCUGCCAAAUGGCUCAGUAAUUCUUCACAGCAGCAAUCCCCGGCUGUUGGAGCUGGAUUGUCUCAUAUAAAUCAGUGGAACAAUCCUGGUUUUUCAGAUUUAAGCUCUGAUUUGUACAGCUUGGGUCUUGUGAGCAGCUAUAUGGACAAUAUGAUGGCAGAGAUGUUAGGACAGAAACCACAAGGACCUAGAAACAACACAUGGCCAAAUCGUGACCAAACUGAUGGAGUGUUUGGGAUGUUGGGAGAAAUCCUGCCUUUUGACCCUGCAGUUGGCUCUGAUCCAGAGUUUGCCCGCUAUGUUGCUGGGGUGAACCAGGCUAUGCAACAGAAGAGGCAAGCACAGCACGUCCGGCGUCCGAGCACCACGCGUGGCAACUGGCCUCUUCCUGAUGAUCCUCACAAAACCUGGCCCUUCCCUGAGUAUUUCACAGAGGGUGAUGUGACAAACAGCUGGUCUGGUACUCAAGGAGACUCUGCCAGCUCAAGUGAUGAGACCUCCUCAGCUAACGGAGACAGUUUGUUCUCCAUGUUCUCAGGGCCAGACCUUGUUGCUGCUGUAAAGCAGAGGAGAAAACACAGCAGUGGUGAACAGGAACCCAGCACACUGCCAUCGCCUCCCCUUCUCUCUGCAGCAGAUGACCGCAGUCAGGAUAACAAGACCAAAACCUGGCCUCCCAAGGCCCCGUGGCAGCACACAUCCUCCGUGCCCAGCACGCUGCCCAGCCAGAGCACGUCCCUGUACCCCAUGAGCAGCCCUGUGAGCCAGUGGAGUGACACCAUGCAGAUGCUCCAGUCGCCCAUGUGGGCCAGUGACUGCGCACCGGCGGCCAGCAUCUCCUCCAGCUUCGCCUACGCGCAGCAGCAGCAGCAAUCUCAACAGGCUUCCCAGCACAAACAGAUCAACAAGGGCUUUAAAUCUUUCCCAGUGAAGCACGAACGCAGACCAUCUUACCUGCACCAGUACUAACUGCUUUUCAUACUGGAAAAUGCAGCACAGGGCCAAAUGAAAAUCAUUACUGCGAUUCACAGUGCUGUGUUGGCUAUAUCCUGUUUCUCUCUUGAUGUGGGAUUGAGGGGGUUUGGGUGAGAUGGACAAACUCUUGGAUUCUGAGUUACAGUGCUGAGCAAAUAUGGCCAAUAUGUUUGGUGUACAUGAAACAGCCCGAAACUGUGAUGUAGAAAUGCUUUUAAAAAUGUGUAAUUGCCUUUACUUUCAAGACUUUUUUUUUUUUCUAAAAAGAACUGCUGAAGGACUACCAUACAAGAAACACUGUAUUUUAUAGCUAUUUUUCAUAUAGAUUUAUAGUUAAAACAUCUUACUGAAACACAUUGAAUAUGUUGAAGCAAAUAUAUAGUGGUCACUUUGCUCAACACUGUUUAUGUUUAAAUUUAUAAAGGACAAGCUGUAGAGCCUUUGUAUUCUCCAUUACAGCCUGUGGGCAGCUUUUUUAAAAUGAAGUGCAACAGCAGCUCUUCCUGUGCCACACAAGCGAGUUCAUUUGGGAAGUGCUGCAGAAACAGUUGCAAAACUGAGUUGUGUGGCAGUUUCCUUACUCUAGGUGAAGAUCAGCAGAACCACUCAGCCUUGUGUCACUGACGUUACCUGAGCUGCUUGACAUAGAUGGCACCUGUGUGGGCAGUGUGACCCUGCUUCUCACACCUGUGUGGACAGAGGGACCCUGGCUGUCACACACCUGUGUGGGCAGUGGGACCCUGGCUGUCACACACCUGUGUGGGCAGUGGGACUCUGGCUGUCACACACCUGUGUGGGCAGUGGGACCCUGGCUCUCACACACCUGUGUGGGCAGUGGGACCCUGGCUGUCACACACCUGUGUCGGCAGUGGGACCCUGGUUCUCACACAAACCACAUCCUGUGGCUGUGUUUGGCCAAAGGCAUUAUCCACACGGUGCUCCCGCAGUGUGUGAAAGCAAAGCCUAAGAGACUACUUGCAUUUAUUUAAAGUCUUAUUUCAGAUGCUACAGUUGAUUAAGAAUUGUGAGCUGGCUCAGAAGAUACUAAAACCAUAAUGUGGGGUAGCAUUUAGUUAAAAGAACGUUAUUUUUUUUAAAAGGAUAAAGUAAUUAUUUGCAGUCAAUAUGUGCCAUUAAGUGAACCUGUGGAAUUAGGAAUAAUCUUCCAACCAAAGUGGAUCGGGGCGAGUGACUGGUGCUUACAAAUUGAAGAACAAUGGUAAAUAUAUGUAUACCUAUCCCACUGUAUAUGAAUUGAGAUUACAGAAGAUUCUUUAUAUAGUUAGAGCUUAUUUAAAUUUUCAUAUUUCAUCUUUGAAAGAGUCUAAAAACCACAAUAUUUUCUGGUAUAAGAGUUUUGACAGUAUUAAUCUUAUUUUUGUAUUUUUCUUAAGUCAUAUCAUUCUAAUAUGUUAACUACUAGGUUCUAACUACAUAAUUUUUCAAUGAAGAUAAAGCACAUUUUUUGGUUUUGGUUUUACAAACUAAGUACAUCUAUAUCUAAAGAUACCAAAAAAUAAAUACAUUAUAUAUAUAUAUAUAUAAAUAAAAAGUAUACACAACACUAAAACUAUUAAACAUUUGGGUAUUUAAAACCCAUCCACCUUUUUUGUUUGUAUGGUGACGGGCUCUAUUUGCAGGCCCAGAUUGUUACCUUUUGUGCUGUUUGAGGAUGCCAAUGUUGCCUGUAUUUAUGAUAUUGUCACCAUGUUUUCUGAAACUUCAUACUUACCAUGUUUACAAAGAUUUGUUUGCUGUACAUAGACUUUUUACAGUAAUGUGCUUUGCACAAUCAGUGUGGCUUCUGUCUGUAAAUUGUUAAUGGUCUGUACUACUAUAAUUUUGAAAACCCUCCACUGAAAAUGUUAGUGGUUAUUUAACUCAUGAAUGGUUUCGAGUUUCCUAAAUCUUGUUGUUUAGAUCUAAUAUUAAAUCCCAAAUUUGGUUGUACUUACUUGGUUAUUCAUACUAAGACCAAAAUGGAAGUUAAUGAAAACAACUUAAUUUUGAACUUUUUUUCUAACAAGUGCCAAAAUGAUUGCUAUAGUUUUUGCAGUUCAUUCAUAAUUACAAAUGCUGGCAAGUUUCUGGACCUACAUAAGUGAAUUGUGAAAACAAAGAAAGUUUGUCUGCAUUUUGACCACGUGGGUGCUACUCUGUCCUUUGCUUCCGAUUGUUCUGAACACUGGUAAUUUUAAGAAUUGUUGCACUUGGCAAAUGAGUCUUGCCCUUAAACUUCACUUACACUGCCAAGUGCAAGGGUUUGGUGCUUAGUUAACUUACCCUUAUUGCAGUGCUUCUUGUGAAUAGCUAAUGCUUCUGAACUGGAACUGUACAGUUUGUAUUUUAAAGCUUCUGUAAAAGUAAACUAUUUGCUUUAUUAAAGAUAUACAUUUAAUAGGUCA
This is a messenger RNA of Catharus ustulatus (Swainson's thrush), 6545 nucleotides long. RefSeq names its product granule associated Rac and RHOG effector 1 (gene GARRE1). The record is from RefSeq and is a predicted model, not a curated record. Gene Ontology annotation, biological process: Rac protein signal transduction. The transcript has 14 exons. Bases 967 to 4134 code for a protein of 1055 amino acids. Gene Ontology annotation, molecular function: CCR4-NOT complex binding. Lineage: Eukaryota; Metazoa; Chordata; Aves; Passeriformes; Turdidae.